Bombina bombina (fire-bellied toad) is the source of this 2404-nucleotide messenger RNA. Its product is annotated as zinc finger protein OZF-like. The transcript is spliced from 6 exons. Gene Ontology annotation, cellular component: nucleus. Bases 28 to 1587 code for a protein of 519 amino acids. Gene Ontology annotation, molecular function: DNA-binding transcription activator activity, RNA polymerase II-specific; RNA polymerase II cis-regulatory region sequence-specific DNA binding. The record is from RefSeq and is a predicted model, not a curated record. Gene Ontology annotation, biological process: regulation of transcription by RNA polymerase II. Lineage: Eukaryota; Metazoa; Chordata; Amphibia; Anura; Bombinatoridae.
UGUCACUGUGAAGAUCACGUACAAUAAAUGUCACUGCGUUUGUCAGUAAAGGAGAAACAUUAUAAGAAUAUCGGACAAAUUCAGUUGCUGAACAAGACAAUGUCUGACAAGAACCAAACCUCAGACCUUCCUGAUGCACACAGAGGGCGUCUAGAGGAAAACCCGAGCACUGGGCUAUUAAAUGUGAAGGAAGAGGAUGAGACAGACGACAUGAAUAGUCAGACUGAAAUACAUUGUUCCCUCCCUGCCGACGAAGAUAUAGUGAAAGUGGAGAUAACAGAAGAUCUGUAUGCAAGUCAUCAGCUUGGGGCCCCGGAUGACGAAACCAGUGACAGUAUCAGCUCAGGGCGUAUGGAUGUGGCGCCUUCAGAUGACUCAGCGGUUGACCACGGAGAAGAACCGUAUGUGUGUGAUCAGGUGAAGACUGAGGAGGAGGAAGUUCCUAUAAAUACGGCUACAGGAUAUGACCUUGUUACAAAGACUGAGUGGAACAAUGAGCCAUAUGAGUACAGUUUCCCAAUUUCCGACGGUAGAUACAGAGACUAUGAUAACCCUAGUUUGAAUCUUCAAAAUCUAAGAAAUCAUGAUGGAAAUGUAUGUUUUAUCCAGAAAAAAAGUCAUACAGACAAGAAAGCGUUUUCAUGUUUGGAAUGUGGGAAAUCUUUUACUCAAAAACCGCAUCUUAUUACUCAUCAGAAGAUUCAUACAGGAGAGAAACCAUUUUCAUGUCCUGAUUGUGGGAAAUGUUUUACUCAGAAAUCGAAUCUUAUUACUCAUCAGAAAACUCAUACAGGACAGAAAGAAUUUUCUUGUUCAGAAUGUGGAAAAUGUUUUUCUCUGAAAUUAACUCUUAUUAAUCAUCAGAAGAUUCAUACAGGGGAGAAAGCCUUUUCAUGUUCUCAUUGUGGAAAAUGUUUUACUCAGAAAUCAAAUCUUGUAACUCAUCAGAAAACUCAUACAGGGGAGAAAGCAUUUUCAUGUUUUCAGUGUGGAAAAUGUUUUCCACUGAAAUCACAUCUUAUUGUACAUCAGCAAAUUCAUACAGGAGAGAAAGCAUUUUCAUGUUCUGAAUGUGGGAAAUGUUUUACUCAAAAAUCAACUCUUAUUACUCAUCAGAAAAUUCAUGCUGGAGAGAAAAAAUUCUCAUGUUCAGUAUGUGGGAAAUGUUUUACUAUGAAAUCGUAUCUUAUUACUCAUCAGAAAACCCACACAAAAGAGAAAGCAUUUAUAUGUUCAGAAUGUGGGGAAUGUUUUACUCGGGAAUCGCAUCUGAUUAGACAUCAAGCCUUUCAUACAGGAGAGAAAGCAUUCUCAUGUUCCGAAUGUAGGAAAUGUUUUACUCGCAAAUCAUAUCUUAUUACUCAUCAGAAAAUCCAUACAGGAGAGAAAGCCUUUUCAUGUUCUGAAUGUGGGAAAUCUUUUACUCAAAAAUCACAUCUAAUUACUCAUCAGAAAAUUCAUGCAGGAGAGAAAGAAUUUUCAUGUUCUGAAUGUGAGAAAAGUUUUACUCGGAAAUCAACUCUUCUUGCGCAUAAAAAAAUUCAUACAGGAAUAAAUGAAAUUGAUCUACAAAUUGUGACUGUUUAGAACUAUGUAUACUUCUGAGAACCCUUGUGAAGGCUACCUUCCAAUUUAUUUUUGUUAUCUAAUUUGUUGAAGAAACAGUAAUGCACAUGAGUGAGUCAAUAAUAUGAGGCAUAUAUAUUCAUCCACCAAGCCACAGCUACUGGUGCUACAUAGGCAUGCUUUUCAACAAAAGAUACCAAGAUAAUGGAAAGUUGUUUAAAAUUGCAUGCUCUAUCUAAAUCAUUACAAAAAAGUUGUUUCACAUCCCUUUAAGCCCAGUAAUUUUGUAAAACCCCUGGCAGGGAGCAUAGCUCAUUUAGAAGUUCUCUCAGUUUAGAAAAACAAUGUUAAAUUCUAUAGAUUUAAACUCUGUUCAAGCUAAUCAAGUAUAUAUUGCUGGCUGUCUCCGGGCUGUUGAUUGUUAACUGUGCCUUAAGGCUACAAUUCUAAGUUUCUUUUCACCCGGUGCCUGAGAAGUUAUUUUACUGUUGAUGAUAACAGAUCAGAAGAACUAAAUGUACAAGUAUGUUUGUUUUACUUGGUCACACUUCGCCAGUUUAUGUGUUUCAGCAGUUUCACUGGUUUAAAUGAGCAGUGUUUAGUAAAUGUGAGUACUCGGAUCUGGCUGUGAUUUGCAGCUCUGCACUACAUACUUUGCCUACUAAACUGGUGCUGAAGAUCUGUUCUACAUUGUUGUAUCUGUUAUCAAUUACACAUAUGAUUUUAUAAUACCUGUAUAUCUGUUUUGUUUGUUUUCUUAGUUAAAACAUGAGGUGAACAACAUUUUUUGACAUAAAUGCUCAAUUUCUAAAUAAAAACUCACUUUUAAAUCUCAGAA